This is a messenger RNA of Dreissena polymorpha, 480 nucleotides long. RefSeq lists its product as uncharacterized. NCBI's taxonomy places the organism in Eukaryota, Metazoa, Mollusca, Bivalvia, Myida, Dreissenidae. The transcript has a single exon. The record is from RefSeq and is a predicted model, not a curated record. Bases 1 to 480 code for a protein of 159 amino acids.
AUGAAGAGGGUGCUUCAAUCCUACAUUGAGUGGCGAGAAGACGAGGACGAAAUGGACAUGACUGAGACAAUGACGACGGCAAACGACAUGAAUGGGACUGGGACUAUGACGACGACAAACGACACGAAUGGGACUGCGACUAUGACGCCGGCAAACGACACGAACGUGACUGUGACUACGACGACGGCAAACGACACGAACGUGACUGCGACUAUGACGACGGCAAACGACACGAAUGGGACUGCGACUAUGACGACGGAAAACGACAUGAAUGUGACUACGACUAUGACGACGGCAAACGACAGGAACGGGACUGCGAUGAUGACGACGCCAUAUGACAUCGACAUGACUGAGACGAUCACGACGACAUGCGACACGGUCACGACUGAGACGAUGGCAACAACAUAUAACACGGACAAGAAUGAGACGAUGACGACGACUAACGACAUGGACACGACUGAGACAUUUGCGACGACAUAA